AUGUGGAGUGGAGUACUUCAGCGUCAGUAUAAUGGUAGCAUGACGUUUAUUGCUUUUCUUGCUUUCACGAUAGGGCGAUUCCACUUUAAAAUUCCAUGGUUAAGGGUUAAGGUUAAUUCUUUUGAGGAGGACUGUCGAAAGAUGUCGUUUGGCUUCAAACUUGCCGUGAGGUUUCUUCUGGAUUCGAACUGUUCAAUUCACAAGCUGUCGUAUUCUUAUUUGAAAAAUCAGAUCCAGAAUUAUGAGAAGGAAAUUGAAAUACCGGUUGUGGCACAUAAAAGAGGCAAUCAUACUAUUCAAAAUGGUACUACUGAUAUUGAGUUGAAAGCGGUUAGUGACUUGAGUGAGGAAGUUGUCAAAGUCGAUUUAUCUUGUCCCAGGCCAGGAUUUGAUAAACUCAAGCAGUACAACGAGGCAGACGAUGUGAUAAAGAAGUUAUUCAGCCUUGAAUUCUCAACCAAGCAAGUAACAUUGGAGAAGAUGAUGGAAGAAGUGGUGUCGAUGGUGCAAGACCAUCCCCUCGACGUCAAGUCCAUGGAGGUGGAAAUUGCUAAAGAUACAGUCGCCAUAAGAAAUCAAAUAAAGCAUUGCUUAAAAUUCCGACACGACAAAUAUUCGAUAUCAGUUCUGCGAAACAGGAUAAGUCGUCGAAACGACAAAUUGGGCGAACUGUUAUCAGCAGAUAAAGAAAAAUUUGAUUGGUUGACAGCAAAAUUGCAAUUAAAGUACACCCCGCCUUCAAAAUAUUCUCACCUGGAAAAACUUUCCAAACGAGCUCUGCGUAAAAAAGUUGCCAGAGAUUUUGCUUUGCAACUUGUUAAAGAGAAGAACGAAACUUUAAAGAAGAAAUUAUCUGAGGAGAGAAUUAGAUUUGAUAAAUACAAAGAAGAGGAACUCGAUAAGAUAAUAAAAGAACUGAAGGAGCUUGAUAUUGAUGAGGUGACCAGUCUUGCUGAUACACUGAAGGCACUUGACAGAGAAGAUUUGAUCCCCAAAAAAGUUGAGGUUCCCAGUCGAAGGCAACUUUUAUAUUCAAAAAAAUUGGAAAUAUACAUGAAGAAGAAGGAGGAAGUUGAUGACCAGAAGUUGAAAGCUAACGGAUUUUUCACACCAAGAGAAUUUCCAAAUAUUCCUGAUAAACUGUUUUUUUAA
This is a messenger RNA of Helobdella robusta, 1152 nucleotides long. RefSeq lists its product as hypothetical. The transcript is spliced from 10 exons. Bases 1 to 1152 code for a protein of 383 amino acids. Gene Ontology annotation, cellular component: ribosome. The record is from RefSeq and is a predicted model, not a curated record. Gene Ontology annotation, molecular function: structural constituent of ribosome. Gene Ontology annotation, biological process: translation. NCBI's taxonomy places the organism in Eukaryota, Metazoa, Annelida, Clitellata, Rhynchobdellida, Glossiphoniidae.